Fonsecaea pedrosoi CBS 271.37 is the source of this 2004-nucleotide messenger RNA. RefSeq lists its product as uncharacterized. The record is from RefSeq and is a predicted model, not a curated record. The transcript is spliced from 3 exons. Bases 1 to 2004 code for a protein of 667 amino acids. Lineage: Eukaryota; Fungi; Ascomycota; Eurotiomycetes; Chaetothyriales; Herpotrichiellaceae.
AUGGACUGCAUAAACACCUCCAACUAUCACAACUCACCAUGUUUGGCCGAUGACGAACUUUUCGGCCAAUUUGUGAAUCUACCUGUCGCAGUCGACGACACUGAUCCACAUUCCUUCUUGACUCAAACUCUCGAACCUCUUCAAGACGAUGUCGCCCUUCCAGACGAUCUCGUACACACAUCUUUUGACCUCAAUUUGAAUGGGGACUUGAACCUCGAUCGCAGUGCCAAUGAACUGGUGCACAACUCAAUGACACCUGACGAGUUCACGUCUCAACCACAAUACCAACCCAUGGACCAUGCCACAGGUUCCAAGGAAAGACAUUCUUAUAUUGAAGGAUGUGGGAUAUUGAGAAUCGGAAAAAGUGACUUUGUUACGCAGAGUCGAAAGAGGCGAAGAAGUGUCGAGGAAAAGGUCGCCUCUGGCCGUGCAUGUCUUCUUUGUAAGUGGAAAAAGUCAAAGUGCUCUGAUGGCUGCUCUAACGGGCUAAUCUGCCACGAAUGUGCGAAAGCGAUCAAGAGGUCACAGCAACGUAGCGCACUAUUCUGGAAUCAGUGCACUCGUGCUGAUGUAUCCAGCUUCAAUGUCUUCGUUCCGGAUGGCCUGGAUUAUGCUACACUCGCUUCUGAUGGCGGGACUUACAAGUUAAAAAGGGGUUCAUUUAGCGCAAGAUUUGAUCGCUUCCUCGGGUACAAUUUUACCCCACAAUCUCCAGGAUAUUGUCAGUUACGAUUGUUACAACUCAAUGUCAUCGCCGAUAUCUCGUCAUUCGAUGAGACAUGGGUGGAGACUUCUCUCUCUCGUUUCCGACCCAUCGCCAUUUUCAAACGCGCGAGCCACCUGUUGUCGAAACUCAAAGUGGGAGACCGACUUAGUCACGCUGCUCCUGACCACUUAACAUACCUCUCACCAAGAGACUAUCUGGAGGCAUUAGCCCCUGACGCUAGAUCCACCAUUGAAGGGUAUAGAGCCCACGCAAGCGUCCAGAUGGUCGAAUUACUGGAGGACUUUGUACGUGCCCAUGCAACCGUAUCUCAGGAGCAGAGAAUGCCGUGCACGGGGUUUAUGAUCGUGGUUGCCUCUGUAUUGUAUUGUGGGCUUAUUGAGUCCAUCUUACCACGUCACUGUGACCAACAAACGGAAUCCCAACAAUUCCUCGGCGACUAUCUACUCCACAGUCUCAAGAUAUUUUGUCGCUAUGCAUUUCCAUCGGCUGAGUGCCUGCUAAGAGAGCUUCGUAAUGUCAGGACAGGGGAUCAACUCCCUGUGACAUUCGGUGACGCACUCGCAAUUCAAUUGGACUCUGUCUCCGAUCAAUCUGCUGGCAGUGUCCACGCAUUCUUGAUAAACGAAUAUUUGACCGACCGAAGAAGCUGUGCCACAGACCACACAAACCACACCCACCUCGAUCAUUCACACAGGGACCCGCCACCAGCAGCAGCAACUAAUCCUGUAGAAUUAGUCUACUCAAUGAUUCCGAGUUACUACACGCAAGCGUUCAACAUUUCCUCUGCUGAGCUCUCUGCCCUCGCUGAAGCUUUGAAUAUGGAGGUACAUACUUUGAGUGAACAGCCAUCGGGGUCUGGGAGGAGUAGUGGAGCCCACCGGGUAUUUAUGCGGUGUAUCGUUGACGCAGGGGUGGAGAUAAUUGCGCACGAGAGACAAUUACACCGUCUACAAAGAGAUUCCACAGGACAGGGCAAUAAUCGACAGAGACUGCCGGUCAUGCGCUUUGGGGAAACUACCGAGAGCGACUGGGCUUGCAGCAUGCUCACUCUAGGUUUGAUAUUCAGGAUCUUCCUACUACACUGCCUUGUCGAGGGUGGAUUUAUACCAUGCGCCAGGUUUCAAGAUGUGUGGCUGAACCCUACAACAAAUGUACCAGAAUGGCUGGAAAUCCAAAUCCGCGUGGGGCUCCCCUUACUCUAUGCAAACCGGCAGAUCUGGGCGAAGUGGAGCAGACACGCUUCUGAGGUUAUCAAAGAAAUGGAGCGUUCAGGGUAG